Molecule: messenger RNA, 1151 nt
Organism: Sesamum indicum (sesame)
Lineage: Eukaryota; Viridiplantae; Streptophyta; Magnoliopsida; Lamiales; Pedaliaceae
Source: RefSeq, a predicted model, not a curated record
AAUCAGAUUUAAUACAUACGCAGCGAGAGCGUCGGUAUUUGAUCUCUAAAACCAGUCAGGAAAAGCGCCACCGAGAAUCACUACCACCGCCGCCACUUUUUAUCAAAUAUGGAGGGAGUAGGGGCCAGGCUCGGGAGGUCAUCGACCCGUUACGGCCCCACCACCGUUUUCACCGGUCCGGUUCGAAGGUGGAAGAAGAAGUGGGUUCACGUGCCGCCGCCUAAUUCCAACCACCACCAUCACACCGCAGCUAAUGGAACCGUUAACGCAAGUAAUGGCUCCUCUCAUCUCUUGCUCUACAAGUGGACGCCCAUGGCUCCCACCCAACCAAAAGAUAGUAGCCACAACGAUAGUAACGGUGGUAGUGAUGACGCCAAGAUCUCCAAUAAAGACGACGGUGUCGCGGCAGAGGAGCUUCCAAAGAAGAAAUUCAAGUAUAUUCCGAUCAUUGUGCUCGAAGAACAAAAAAAUGAGUCCUCAGAGCAGUUGGAGGAUGAAAACGAGCCAAUUGAAACUGAGGGAAACACAGUGGAGGCAUCCUCCAAACGUGAUGGAUACGACGGAAAGCCCGACAUCAAUGAUGUACCCAUGGACGAAAACCAGGCUACAGAGAAGAAUCCUGUAAAACGGCAGGAUCUCAAUGAAAGCACCUUGGAUUUGAGUUUGGGGUUGAAGGCUCAUGAUGGUGAAAAGGAAUCGAAAUCAAAGGCGAACAAAUUUAAAGACGGUCAAGCACAGUAAAUGAGCAGCAUGCUCGUGGGAUCGUGUGCGUUGCUUGAUUCAAGCUAAAGACUAUGAGGACCGUUUGGCCACCCAAGAACACGGGUGCUCAAGACGAGUAAUUCGAAGCAACUUGUGGCUGUAAUUUUAGGUUUCAUUUUGCAGCAUCCCCUGUUGGAAGUGAUUGCCAUUUGUAUGAUGUCAUCUCCUCGGGGAUGACAUCAAUAUUUUUUACUCUAAUGAUAGAUUAAAAUUUUCAUAGUAAUAUUAAGUUGUUUAUUGUGUAAUGAAAACUACCACGAGCUCGACUGUAAAUGAUUCCAGUCCAGCAGUUAGGCCGCUAGAUUUCCUUCUUUUCUUAUGUACUCAAACAUUAUGCACUUGAUUGCUCCUCUGUGGAGUAGAUGAGAAAAGUCUUUUUGAUGACAUAA